Molecule: messenger RNA, 834 nt
Organism: Homarus americanus (American lobster)
Lineage: Eukaryota; Metazoa; Arthropoda; Malacostraca; Decapoda; Nephropidae
Product: putative cyclin-dependent serine/threonine-protein kinase DDB_G0272797/DDB_G0274007
Exons: 3
Coding region: 1-834 (277 amino acids)
Source: RefSeq, a predicted model, not a curated record
AUGAGUGAUGAGGGCAUGACAGAGGAAUUUACACGUGAACAGUUGGCCAAUGAUUUUACUCUCGCGGUGCUCCUGAGUGAUGUCACCUGGCUCGCUCACCCCCAGCAGGAGCUUCUGCAGGAGAUGAUGGCAAACACGAAAGCACCACAAAGACGCACCACAACAGAAGCACCACAGAAGCACCACAACAGAAGCACCACAACAGAAGCACUACAACAGACACAACAGAAGCACACAACAGAAGCACCACAACAGAAGCACCAUACAAAGCACCACAAGAAGCACUACAACAGAAGCAAUCCACAACAGAAGCACUACAACAGAAGCAAUACAACAGAAGCACCACAACAGAAGCACUACAACAGAAGCACUACAACAGAAGCAACUACAACAGAAGCACCACAACAGAAGAAUACAACAGAAGUACACAACAGAAGCACCACAACAGAAGAACCACAAGAAGCACCACAACAGAAGCACCUAAAAGACACCACAACAGAAGUACUACAAAAAGCACCACAACAGAAGCACACAACAAGACACCACAACAGAAGAACCACAAAGAAGCACCACAACAAGCACCACAACAAAAGCACACCACAACAGAAGCACCACAACAGAAGCACCACAACAGAAGAACCACAAAAGAAGCACUACAACAAGCACCACAACAGAAGCACCAUAACAGAAGAACCAAAAGAAGCACCACAACAAGCACCACAACAGAAGCACACCACAACAAGCACUAUAACAAGCACCACAACAGAAGGUGGAAGAAGAGCGACAGAGCAAGAGAAGCAACAGGAGACUUAUAAGAACGAGAUGGACCACUGA